AUGAAUUAAUAUAAACUUAUCUCAAAAAAAGGAGAAGGCACUUUUUCAGAAGUAUUAAAAGCCUAAUCUUUAAAAACAGGCAAUUUUGUAGCAAUAAAAUGCAUGAAAAACCAUUUUAAUUCCCUCGAACAAGUUUAAAAGCUUAAAGAAAUCCAAGCAUUAAAAAAACUUUCUCCUCACCAAAAUAUAAUUAAAUUAAUCGAAGUUUUAUACGAUGAACCUACUGGUCGUCUAGCCUUAGUAUUCGAAUUAAUGGAUUAAAACUUAUAUGAGGCUAUAAGAGGUCGAAAAUAAUAUUUAAAUUACUAAAAAGCGAAAUUUUACAUGUUUUAAUUAUUAACUGCAAUCGAUCAUAUGCACAAAAAAGGAAUUUUCCAUAGAGAUAUAAAACCUGAAAAUAUCUUAUUAUUAAAUGAUCAUAUAAAAUUGGCAGAUUUCGGAUCUUGUAAAGGAAUAUAUUCAGAACAUCCAUAUACAGAAUACAUUAGUACAAGAUGGUAUAGAGCACCUGAAUGUUUACUUACAGACGGCUAUUAUUCAAGUAAAAUGGAUUUAUGGGGAGUUGGAUGUGUAAUGUUUGAAAUUAUGAGUUUAUUCCCUUUAUUUCCUGGAAAUGAUGAACUGGAUUAAGUUCAUAAAAUACAUAAUAUAUUGGGAACACCUAAUGCGGAAAUAUUGUAAGAAUUUUAAAGCAAAGCUUCUCAUAUGAAGUUUAAUUUUCCAUAUAAGAAAGGCACCGGGAUAGAAAAAUUGGCGCCAAAUAUGCCUAAAGAUUGUAUUGAUUUAAUAUAAAAAUUACUUACUUAUGAUCCUAAGGAUAGAAUUACAGCUGAGGAAGCUUUGAAACAUCUUUAUUUUAAAGAUCUAUAUUAAAUUAAUUAAGAAAAUUAAGGUCUAUUGUAAACUACUUCUUCUAAACUUAUUUAUGGAAAUACUAAUUCUAAUUCGAAGUUGGAAAGUUCUAAUUAAGAGAUUACAGGGCUAAUUAAAAAUCACAGUCUUUUGAAAAAUGUAAAUUAAAGGUGCAUAUAAUAAUUCAGGUACUGA
Molecule: messenger RNA, 1047 nt
Organism: Ichthyophthirius multifiliis
Lineage: Eukaryota; Ciliophora; Oligohymenophorea; Hymenostomatida
Product: long flagella protein lf4, putative
Exons: 3
Biological process (GO): protein phosphorylation; intracellular signal transduction
Cellular component (GO): cytoplasm; nucleus
Molecular function (GO): ATP binding; protein serine/threonine kinase activity
Source: RefSeq, a predicted model, not a curated record